UUAAAUUUCUUUAUCAUUAUUAUAUUAUAUCUGCAAAAAAUUGCGAGCCAGGAAGUGUACGGACUGGUCAGAGGCCAACAACCAUCGUGAAUUUGCGAUUCAAGGUUCACAAAGAACACAACAAAGAACAAACAGACAAAAAACCCAGAUGAGCAGCUGCUCUUCCAUGGCUUCCCUUCUCAUCACACCCCCCACUGCUACUCUGCAACUCAAGGGAAUUUUAUCAUUUCCCGCUGUGUCUUGCAGCCUCCAAGCACCGGAAGAUCGCAUGAGGGUCAGCACUUUAAUUACGAACCCAUCAUCCAAAAUUGACCAGACUGGUCUGAGAAAUUCUAGACGUCAUGGGCGGUGUUUUGUGACAAAAUCUAAGAUGACUGUUGAAGGAGAUGUGCUUGAGAAACAAUCAGUCAGUGUUCAGGACAAAAAUGAUUUUGGAGUUGUUAGUGUCCACCAUGUUGGAUUGCUGUGCGAAAACCUGGAAAGGUCUCUCAGCUUUUAUCAGAAUCUUCUUGGUCUUGAGAUAAAUGAGGCUAGGCCUCAUGACAAGCUCCCCUAUAGAGGUGCUUGGUUAUGGGUUGGUUCUGAGAUGAUUCAUCUUAUGGAGCUUCCCAAUCCUGAUCCUUUAACUGGAAGACCUGAACAUGGAGGCCGUGAUCGUCAUACUUGUAUUGCAAUCCGAGAUGUGGCUAAGCUCAAAGCAAUCCUUGACAAAGCUGGUAUUCCCUACACGCUUAGCAAGUCUGGGAGGCCAGCUAUUUUUACACGAGACCCGGAUGCAAAUGCUCUGGAAUUUACACAAGUUGAUAGCUGAAGCUUGAGUGCUGCAACAUCCAUAGCAUAACUUGGGACAUUAAUGCUUUCAUGGUUCCAUUAGGUUUAGGAACGAAUAGCAAUUAUAGAGUUUGUACAGAUGAUUAUACAUUUAAAACAGAGAUUGUUGCUACUGGUGUAAUUGCCUCCACUAUAACGAGUAAUUGUAUGACUCCUUAAACUGAGGAAUAUGAUUGGAGUUCAAAUUUUAUAGAGAA
Prunus avium (sweet cherry) is the source of this 1028-nucleotide messenger RNA. Its product is annotated as Lactoylglutathione lyase / glyoxalase I family protein. Lineage: Eukaryota; Viridiplantae; Streptophyta; Magnoliopsida; Rosales; Rosaceae. The record is from RefSeq and is a predicted model, not a curated record.